This is a messenger RNA of Dissoconium aciculare CBS 342.82, 1320 nucleotides long. RefSeq lists its product as uncharacterized. Gene Ontology annotation, biological process: regulation of exit from mitosis; maintenance of rDNA. The coding region runs from base 1 to 1320 and encodes 439 amino acids. The record is from RefSeq and is a predicted model, not a curated record. The transcript is spliced from 2 exons. NCBI's taxonomy places the organism in Eukaryota, Fungi, Ascomycota, Dothideomycetes, Mycosphaerellales, Dissoconiaceae.
AUGCCCCGUCUCGUCCGACGCACGCCUUUGCUGGAACGAAUCAAAGCCAACCUUGAUUUUUACGACCUGUUUCUGUGGCUGUGGGAAGAGUUGAAUGACGACGCAUACGAUGAGUGGAUAAGGUUAUGGGCGACUCCCGCUGGAAUCGCUCUAAAUCUCGUCUUCAUUGCUGCUCGAGGCGCCAGCCGGCCUGGCGAAGGAAGUGGCAUGGAUGAUGUGUUUGGCGAUGUGGACGAACGGAAAGGGAGUGGGUGGAUUGCUUGGUUUGCUACGUUCAUCGUUCACUCUCUUUCGAUCAUAUGUUGCCUGAAUGCAUACUAUACCUUCACACGGAGACGACAUUACCGUCUAUUUGAACAAAACGUCGACGUUGCGCCUCCAACACCAUCGGCGCAUCGAGUCCGAGUAGACAGCUCUCCUGUUACAUCUUCGCCACUGCGGUACUUCCAGAACGUAAUCGCUUCAACUCGCGCGGCUUCGCGAGCUCAUGCCGAUCCCGAGCGCGAAGUCUGGGAGCUGCGCAUUUGGGACCCCAAGCCGAUCUGCUUGACGAUCUUCACACUCUUUUCACCAGGUCACUUACUACUUUACUACACCAUGCUUCCUACUGCAACCCUGGAUCCACGACCAUCUUUGACAAUCGUCAAAGCUAUGUUUUUCGGUGUGCUCCUCUCCUUCCAAUUGGGAUUGAUGAAGACGAACUUUAGCCAACAGGCAAAGGAUACAACUCUGCUGCAGAGUCAGGUCAUGAACGAGUACGAUGUCAAAUUCGUCCGUCCAGCGCUGAACCACACAGUGCGCGAUGUCGGAUGCCAAACUCGUGAGAGUGCAACUUCACCUCGAGGACAUCGCACUCGCGAGGUGGAUAUAUACAUGCCCACCACCAUCAUCAAACGCGCCUUUACCACCAAUCCGAACUCUAACUAUGCGCGACACUAUGACCCGGACAAUUUAUUGGGAAUUUCUGUUCAGCAACAUCACACUCGCACUUCAGGCAACAGCCUCACUCCUCCUUCGAUCCUGAAAACACCUGCAGCCAGUGGCUACUCGCACGCAGAGACACAAUCGGCAUAUUCGACACACAGCAACGCUGGGGCGGAUUUUUCAUCACCGCUCAAAGCACAUCAUGAGAAGUUGAGGGAACGUGUUCCGGCAAGAGGAGAUGGUGGAAGCCUGGGCGUAUAUACUCACCCUGCGAGUCCAUUAAAGAGAACGGUUGGCAGUUCUCAAGCAAGGGUUGCUGGACGCACAAGUACGCCGGGAGAAGGACGCAGUAGCUUUGCUGAUGGCGUGAGACGGCGAGAUACGGGACGUUACUGA